Molecule: messenger RNA, 1495 nt
Organism: Oppiella nova
Lineage: Eukaryota; Metazoa; Arthropoda; Arachnida; Sarcoptiformes; Oppiidae
Source: the annotation of a GenBank genome assembly
UGUGUACAUGGGUAAUAAACCGGGUCUCACAGUGGCUGAGCCGGAACAUGUCAAGCAAAUUCUGGUUAAGGACUUUCAUAAAUUCAGAAAUAGACGUGACCAGGGUGGUCGACACCCUGUAUUCUCGAAAAAUAUGUUCGCCGCCAGGGAUGACGACUGGAAGCGGGUCCGGGCGAUAGCCAGCCCUACCUUCACGUCCGGCAAAAUGAGGAAAAUGUAUCCUCUGAUCAACCAUUGCUGCGAAGACUUCAUCAAUAAUUUGGACAAAUUGGCCGCAAAUAAGAGCGAAGUCGAGUUGAAGCAACUGAUGGGCGCCUACACUAUGGAUGUGAUCGCCAGCUGUGCCUUCGCUACCAAAACCAAUACAUACACCGAUCCUAACAACCCGUUCACCACCAGAGCUCAUAAUAUCUUUCACGGGCCCCUCUGGAAGAUGAUAUUAAUGAUAUCAUUGCCUACAUUUAUCGCCAGAAUACAGAUCAUCCGCAAACUCAUCAUGGGUUCAACGAAUUCGGACUUUUUUGUCGACUUCUCCCGAAGUCUAGUACAGCAGCGAAAGAAAAAUAAUGAAAAACACAACGAUUUUCUGCAGUUAUUAAUGGAUUUACUCAUCAUGGGUUCAACGAAUUCGGACUUUUUUGUCGACUUCUCCCGAAGUCUAGUACAGCAGCGAAAGAAAAAUAAUGAAAAACACAACGAUUUUCUGCAGUUAUUAAUGGAUGUCGAGAGAAGUGAUGGCGAUAUCCGAGAGGCCAGUGAUGCCAAUGAAGCACAUCAUGUGAAUGAGGGUAAGGAUGAGAUUGAAGCCGACGCCGAGGCUCUCAGUGAUGUCGUCGAGAAGAAGUUGACAGAGAAUGAGAUAUUAGCGCAAUGUUUCCUCUUCUUCAUCGCCGGUUACGAGACAACUGCCACUACUCUGUCGUACUGUACGUAUGAGUUGGCACUCAAUCCUACACUUCAGGACAGACUCUAUGAGGAAACGAAACCUGCAUUCAAUGAAAAGGGAGAAAUAGAUUACGAAGUCUUAUCGAAACUGCCAUUCAUUGACGCACUCUUAUCUGAAACUCUUCGCAAUUAUCCGCCAUUACUUCGACUCGAGAGGGAAGCCAUGGAAGACGUAACUCUGGGCGACACUGGAGUGAAGAUCGAAAAGGGAGUGAUCGCCGAAAUCCCUGUCUAUGCCAUACAUCACGACCCCGAGCACUACCCGAAUCCAUUCACAUUCAACCCUGAUAGGUUUAUGCCCGAAAACAGGGAAAACAUCAAACCGUAUACUUAUAUCCCUUUCGGUUCGGGUCCACGAAAUUGCAUUGGAAUGAGAUUUGCAUUAUUGGAGGCAAAGCUAGCCUUAGCUAAGAUCUCACAGCAGUUCCGGUUCUCCAGAGUGGCCAACACUGACGUCCCCGUUGUCUUCAAUAAGGGACGGAUCCUAUUGCAGGCCAAACGGCUUGUGGUGGGGGUUGAGAGACGUCCUUACGAAAACAAACAGAUAUUA